AGUCCGGCGCUGCUCCGGUGAGGCUGAGGCGGCUUCUUCAGCGAAGCGAGAGGCCUGGAAAGCAGACCGAGGCCGGCCUCUCGCUUAAGCCUCUCCGCACCCAUGGAGCUAACCUAUCAGUCGCUCAAAACGACUUAUCAGGCCAAGGAGGCGGAAGAGAUGCGAACAGAAGCCCGUCGAAAGAAUCUACUUAUUCUGAUUUUACACUACUUAACUGAAGAAGGAUAUGUAGACACUGCGAACACGCUGGAACAAGAGACGAAGCUGGGUUUGCGCCGUUUCGAAGUUGCCGCUUAUACAGGCAAAACAGCCCCUCCCAGAACUCCCGGUUACAAUUCCCACGAUAGAAAAGGGCAGGUUUUUUCAAACGUAUAUGAUAAGAGCAAACAGCAAGCAGAUAAUAAAGGAAGCAGAGGGGCCAAAAUAAAACGGGCAGCCAGCAGCACGUACCGCAACCUUCCGAAGAUCAAUCAGCCUCAGACCGCUCAGAGGCCAAUGUCGAAAACUUCGUCAAACCGGAUAGCUGAAAGCAAGCUGUCUAGCAAGGAAAGCCCGAGACAGGAGAAUGACGGCGUUUUAGGUCCGGUGCCGUCUGACUUUGGUUUAAAUGUGUCCGCAAUCCACAAAGGAGGUGGCGGUGAAGGCCCUCAUCCGAGAAGGGGCCAAAUAAUUGAUUUCCGUGGGAUGAUCCAAAGGACUAUCAAUAUAUCGCGGAAAUUGCGUUCCAGGGAACGAUUACUAAAACCUCUCGGAGCCUUUAUUGGGAUGACCGGUGAGAUGAGAGAACUGGCCACAGUUGUGAGCCGGGAUAUUUACCUUCAUAACCCGAACGUGAAGUGGAAGGACAUUAUCGGACUCGACGUGGCCAAGCAGCUGGUGAAGGAAGCUGUCGUGUAUCCCAUCAGGUAUCCACAGCUGUUUACCGGCAUCCUCUCUCCAUGGAAAGGACUGCUCCUGUAUGGGCCUCCAGGUACCGGGAAAACGCUGCUCGCCAAGGCGGUCGCCACCGAGUGCAACACAACCUUCUUCAACAUCUCUGCCUCUACCAUCGUCAGCAAAUGGAGAGGCGACUCGGAAAAGCUUGUCAGGGUGCUCUUUGAACUGGCCCGCUACCACGCUCCCUCCACGAUCUUCCUGGACGAGCUGGAGUCAGUCAUGAGUCAACGAGGCAGCUCUCCUGGCGGCGAACACGAAGGGAGCCUGCGGAUGAAGACAGAACUGUUGGUGCAGAUGGACGGCCUGGCCCGAUCGGACGAUCUUGUCUUUGUUCUGGCGGCUUCCAACCUGCCCUGGGAUCUGGACUGUGCGAUGCUGCGGCGGCUGGAGAAGAGGAUCCUGGUGGACCUCCCAAGUAAAGAGGCCCGGGAGGCGAUGGUGCAGCACUGGCUUCCUGCCGUCAGCAACAGCGGAGGAGUGGAGCUCCGUACGAACUUGGACUACGCCUCGCUCAGUCAGGAAAUGGAAGGCUACUCUGGCUCUGACGUUAAGCUGGUCUGCAAAGAAGCGGCCAUGCGCCCUGUCAGGAAAAUCUUCAGCGCGCUGGAAAACCACCAUCCAGGUAUGGCGAUGCUCGGUGCUUAUGGAGAGAAGGGCUCUGCCCAGGUAGGGAGAACUUCAGGCUGGGUUUGGUAACCGCUCGUGCUGGAAACAUUCUGUUCUCAUAGAAUCAUAUGAGUUGGAAGAUACUUGAAGGGAUGCCUUGUUGGUGAGGGAGCAAGCUUGUUUUCUGCGGCUCCAGAGACUAGGACCAGGAGUCAUGGGUUCAAGGUGAAGGAAAAGAGAUUCCACCUAAAUAUCAGGAAAAACUUCCUGACUGUCAGGGCUUUCAG
Sphaerodactylus townsendi is the source of this 1829-nucleotide messenger RNA. It is a transcript of the gene KATNAL2, whose product is annotated as katanin catalytic subunit A1 like 2. The record is from RefSeq and is a predicted model, not a curated record. NCBI's taxonomy places the organism in Eukaryota, Metazoa, Chordata, Lepidosauria, Squamata, Sphaerodactylidae. Bases 103 to 1632 code for a protein of 509 amino acids. Gene Ontology annotation, molecular function: protein binding; ATP hydrolysis activity; ATP binding. The transcript has 17 exons.